GAAAAAACCCUCUCCAAGCUGAUGGUCUCUCCAGGAUUACCCUAUCAGGUGCAAACCGCUGACAUGUUUCCACCCACCAACAACAAAAAAGCCUCUCUGUGCCCAAAUCUCAAGCCGCAGACGCACAAACACCACUGACAGGCACUGCUGCGCCAUCAUCAGCCCCCAAACCUCUCCAGGGAUCCGCUGCUGCUGCCGCUGCGAUUUCCACACCACUUCUUUGAGAAAAAAACACAACUUUUUGUAUGCUUGGAUAAGUUUGUUUGUCCACUUUUAGCGACUUUUUUUUGUGUGUGUGUAUGUGUGUGUGGAAGGGCGUUAUAAUAUCCACCGCUUUUCCUUUUUCCAUCGCAGCACUUGGUAGAAUAAAAUGACCCAUGCAAGGUGUAGAAAUCCCCCGCAGGUACGGACGGAGUUGAGGAGUCUGUGAUCUCUGGAGCAGCAGGAUUGGAUUUUGGGGCAACUUGGCUAUAGGUGCGCAAAACUCGAAGGAUAUUUUUUUGAGCGAGGGGAUUUUUUUUUUUUUUUAGAGAGGUCGAGUACUGAAUCCUUUCCACGCUUGGCACCGAUUUACGGAGACGUUGCGGUAUUUCGGGGAGCGGAGGAGACUGAGCUGAGACACACACACAAAAAAAACAAAAAAAAACAAAAAAAACCUUCUGGAUAAUUCCCCCCAACAAGGAAGCACCUAAUGUUGCACUCCGUGACUCUGCUGCUCUCCAGUGAUCUAUCCUUACACUGGGAUUCAAUCUCCUACUUACCCCCGGAGUUGUGUGCGUAAAGGACGCGCAGGGGAGCGAAAGCGAGAGAGAGGGGGGCGAUUUCGCCAACCUUUCCUGGGGCUCUAAAUCUGUGGAAGCAGGUGUAUUUCAGGUGUAUUUCUGCAAGCCAAGAUGUCGCUGCUGCCUUCGAGGUUCAUAUACCUGUGUUUACAUUUUCUGGUACUCUAUUUCCAGCUACAGGAAUCCCAGCAGAGUUCUGCUGAUUUCAGGUUUUACAUCGAGAACCACACGAGGAACCCAGACGACCUGAGCCGGAAGCAAGUCCGGAUCUACCAGCUGUACAGCAGAACCACAGGGAAACAUGUCCAGAUCUUGGGGAAAAAAAUCAACGCCAACGGAGAUGAUGGGGGCAAGUAUGCUCUUCUUGUCGUCGAGACAGAAACUUUCGGGAGCCACAUUCGAAUAAAAGGAAAAGAGAGCGACCAUUAUAUUUGCAUGAACGACAAGGGCAAAAUAGUCGGAAGGCCCGAUGGAAGGAAGCAGGAGUGCGUUUUUGUCGAGGAAUUCCUGGAGAACAACUACACAGCUCUAGUGUCGGCUAAGUACAAAGGAUGGUACCUCGGCUUCAACCGAAAGGGGCGGCCCAAGAAAGGCUCGCGGACCACGCAGAGGCAACAGGAAGUCCAUUUCAUGAAGCGCCACCCGAAGGGCAAGGUGGACCCACUGGAGGAGUUUCGAUUCACCACAGUGACUAAGCGGACACGAAGGGCUCGCCGAUUAAAACCCAACCCCAAGAGGAACUGAUGGGACCAAUGGGACAGCACUAAUUUUC
Molecule: messenger RNA, 1554 nt
Organism: Thunnus maccoyii (southern bluefin tuna)
Lineage: Eukaryota; Metazoa; Chordata; Actinopteri; Scombriformes; Scombridae
Gene: fgf24
Product: fibroblast growth factor 24
Exons: 5
Coding region: 894-1526 (210 amino acids)
Biological process (GO): limb morphogenesis; positive regulation of cell population proliferation; dorsal/ventral pattern formation
Cellular component (GO): cytoplasm
Molecular function (GO): type 1 fibroblast growth factor receptor binding; growth factor activity; type 2 fibroblast growth factor receptor binding
Source: RefSeq, a predicted model, not a curated record